UAUUUGAUUAGCUACGUCACACAUCAAACAGACCUUGCAUGACCUACCCGUUGCGACACACUAACGCGAUACACUAAGUAGAAACACGCAAGGUAGAACUCAACUCAAAAAACCGCAGUAACAAAAGGGUUAAUAAAGGAAAUUAAAAACAAAAUAGAAAAUAAAAACAAGAUGCUUUUCAAUAUUCUAGGACUCCUUCUUUUAUUUAGAGCUACCUUCGCCCAAACAACACCAGACUGUAACACGCAAGAACAACUUUGUAUGGAAACCUACAGCAGCAACCUACAGCAACAUGGCGACAACAUCACACAUGUCUGCAGCGGUCUGAAAGAUUUUGUUGCAUGUGUCAACACUAUCACAUGCAGGACGGAGGAAUAUAAAAAACAAAUAAUACAGCAGGGGAAGAUGAUACUAAGUGUACCGUGUCCUUGUUUUGAAAGCCAGGACCAAUGUUUGUCAACAUUCGUCGCUAGAGUAUACCCACACGCCAACAACCAGACAUUAGUCUGUAGAGACGUGAGCGACUAUGAGAAAUGUUUAACUGGACUCAACUGUUUGUCGCAGGCAGAGAUAAAGAAUUUGGUCAACCAAACUCAGCAGCUGGUGUUGAAGGGGACAGUUUGUGCUGCUCAACCAGCUUGCGAUCUAGAAUUCCAGUGUUUAAACACUUUGAGUGAAAACUUUGCAUCACACGGAGAAGACCAGGCAUUAGUUUGCAGAGAUACCCAAGCUUUUAUUUCCUGUAUCAACAAUAUCAACUGUAAAACUGAAACGGAGAAAUCCUUGUUGAUUAAACAGGGCAGAAGUCUUUUGGGCUUUCCAUGUCCUUGCUUGGAUGGUCAAGACAAAUGUUCCUCAACGUUUGCUACCGCCGUAUACCCCCACCUAAAUAACCAGACAUUAGCUUGUAGAGACGUGAGCGACUAUGAGAAAUGUUUAACUGGACUCAACUGUUUGUCGCAGACAGAGAUAAAGAAUUUGGUCAACAAAACUCAGAAGUUGGCUCUAGGGGGGAUCAUCUGUGAGACGACAACACCAUCAACAGCAUCAACCACAACAACAACACCAUCAACUACAACACCGUCAACAACAUCAACCACCGCACCGGCAACAGCAUCAACCACAAGAACAACAGCAUCAACCACAGCAACAACAGCCACCACAAAGUCUCCAGGAACUACAACUAAAUCUUCUGGAACAGCAUGCGGCACGGGUCCCCAGCUGUGCCAAUCAAAGUUCGUUCAGGCUUUCAUGUCCCACGUGACAACACCCCAGCUAAUGUGCACAGACCUUAAAGAUGUGGAACUUUGUCUGCGUGCUCUGGGAUGUCUGAGCGAGACAGAGCUACGAACCAUACUGGACCAAAACAAAAAUCAGCUGAUUGUUGGGGGCGUUUUGUGUGGAGCUGAUGGUAACGUGACAAUCGUAAGAAAUACACCACCACCAACAACCCCGUCAACUUUAGCAUGCAGCACGAAGAAAAACAACUGCGUGGCUAACUACGUCAUGACUACUCUAUACGACGGUUACAGUAACUCUUUAGUGUGCAAAGCCCUGGUUGUACUGGCCGAGUGUAUGGUCAACUUGGACUGUCUGAGUGUUGACGUCAUGCAGGCUGAGCUAGACAGCAACUAUCAGGAUCGGAAGAACGGUGGCUAUACUUGUGAUUAUGUCACAGUUCCAAAGAAAACAAUAACUACAACAACUAUCCAGGUUGACAAAACUACAACACCAGCCACUUUAACAACAACAGCCCCAUCAAGUUUGUCGUGUAAAGUCGACACAGAUACCUGCUCUGUGACGUUCCAGAAAAGUUUUUUUACCCACACGUCAAGUCCUCAGCUUUUAUGUGGUGAUCUGAGCACGUUUGAAGGAUGUCUGAGAUCAGCGUCGUGUCUGAGCGACCCCGAGCUGAAGAGUUUGGUGGGGCAGAGGCGGCAACAGGUGUUGGGCGUUGGCGUCAACUGUGGUGGUGUGCCAAUUAGUGCAGCAGCAUGCCAGCGACUGGAAGAGACCUGUCUAAACAAGUUUAUCUUAGAGACGUAUCAAGUCGGAUACAGCAACGAUCUGGUCUGUGGAGCCCUGUUUACAUUCGCCCAAUGUCUAGUGGACAUGGACUGUAGAUCUGACCAAAACAUCACAGCCAGCAUUAGAGAGCAGCAGCAGGAUCUAGUGACCAGGAAUUUCAAAUGUGCUAACUUCUCCCUACCGCCACGUAGUUUAACUUUGGCCCCAUCAACAAGUUCAGUUGCCACUUCAGUAACGACAACUCCAUAUUAUGUCAAUACUGCACUACCAAAUGACGAUUGUACAAGAAGUAUUUCAGCAUGUCUAUCCAAUUAUUCCAACGGCGUCUUGCUACACGACAACAACAACAGCCUCAUCUGUAGAGAUCUGACGUCUUUGAGAACCUGUCUGAGUGCGGUGAACUCAUCUUGUAUAAACACAACACGCAUUGAACUGUUGGUUGAUCAGAGCCAGCUGAGUCUAGAGAUGAAGGGAUUCACGUGUGGGGAAUCGAAAAGGUCUACAACUCCAGCUGCACCAGUCAAUAUUCAAAACCCCUGCAAGACAGGUGUUCAAACAUGCUUCAACAGAUUCCAGACUGCCCUUAUAAACCUGAACAGCGUGUCUCUCAUUUGCGACUACACCAACGUAUAUCUCCAGUGUAUAUUCAACCUGAAUGGGUGUGGCUACAGCACCACCUACAGAGCCGCCAUCAUCGAUCAGACACGUGAUCAGCUCAAGGCCAGUAACAUCAAUUGCCCUUUCCUUUCACAAGAUAGUGGAGCUAAGAAUGUUUAUUACAACAGCCAGCAAUCAAGCCUGAUGUGUAGCCGGUCUAAUUUAAUGAUUAUUGCCUUUGGAGUUCUCAUAAAAUUAAUCUCAAUCUUGUGAUCAACACCUAAUUAUUUCUUUGCUGCUUUUGGUCUUUCUCGUUAAAAUUAUUUAAAAUUUUGUGAUAGCAAAAAAUAUUGUUUACAUUAAAAAUGUUUGGUUGAUU
Messenger RNA from Physella acuta, 3004 nucleotides. RefSeq names its product mucin-5AC. The record is from RefSeq and is a predicted model, not a curated record. Lineage: Eukaryota; Metazoa; Mollusca; Gastropoda; Physidae.